AUGACUGACGACGAUGUUGAUAAAAGAAGAAAACACUUCAUAACAGGCAAGUUCAGUAAAAAACAUUCUAAAUACAAAGCAGCUGAAAAAGAUUUCAACAAAGACAACAAAUUCAUGACCAACAUUAAAAGCGUGAAUGAUGUUAGCGACAGAAACUUUCAUCCACAACUGUAUGGAAACAUCAAUUCUAAAGUUAACAAUAAUUCAAAUGACAACAACUACGACGAUAAUGACAUAUGUGAUACUGAUGAUAUCAGGGGCCAUAGCGAUGAUACUAUAUCUAAUGAUUAUUACGUUAAAAGGGCUUAUUACGAUGACAAAGAUUGUGAUAAUAUUUAUGAAGAUAAUGAUAGCAAGAGUAGUGAUAACGAUGAUAAUAUUUAUGAUGAUGAUGAUGAUAGGAGUGGCAAGGAUAGUAAUGAUGCGGAACUAAACGAGCUUGAUUUAGAUGAUAUUCAAAGUGAUUUAAAGUGGCAUGAGCGAAAGCAUACUUUAGCCUCUGAGGCAAUAUUUCAGUUUGAAGCCAAACAAAAACAGCAGCUACUACUACUGCAGCCACUACAUCAGCGUCUACAACCACAACCACAACAGCCACAACCCCAACAACUACAACACAUACAUAAACGACGUCAUCAACAAUAUCAACAACAACUGCAACAACAUCAACCAUUCUUGCAAAACAAACAACGUCAACAACAAAACCAACAAAUGUUUCAUUUUCAAGAACAACAACAGCAACUUCAACCACAACAACAUUUUUUUAAGCCGUUGCAGCGACAAAACUUUCAACAACUAAUUCAACAACCCAGCCAAUCCCAAAAAAAAAAAUUUCAACAUCAUUCCCAACAAAAACAACAGCAACAACAGCCUAAACAUUCAACUCCUGCUUCCAACCAAUCAACGUUCACUGAGUUGUGGUCUAGUGAUAACGACAACUUCAGCAGCAACGAUUCCAACAGCAGCAACAACACCACCACCACCAACAACAACAUCAACAACAUCAACAACAACAACAACAACAACAUUAAUUCAGUUCAAUUAUCAACCGCAUUUGAGCUAUCUCCAGCCAGCGUAGCCUCAGCAAUUCCUAAAAUCCCAUUGUUAUCUUCCGUGAAAUCAUCCGGUUUCCGGUCAACAAUCCCAUUUGCAUUUGCAUCAUUAUUGUUAUCACCACCACCACCACCACCAUCAUCAUCAUCAUCAUCAUUAUCAUCACAAACAUCAACGUCAUUAUCAUCACUACCAUCAUCGUCGUCGUCAGCACAGCUGCUAUCUCUGCCAUCGUCCGGUUUGACCGCGGUCAGUCCCUUCGACGCAUCCAACUCGUGCCAUUUAUUCUUCCAGCCAAAAUUAACUUCGAAGACGACGACAACAACAACGACGACAAAAACAUUGUUACCGACUGCAAUAUCAUUCUUGACAUCAGCAAACCCAACUAUGACGUCAUCAUCAUCGAACACAUUAUCAGCGGCAUCUCUCACAGUAGUAACGCCUUUCACAUCGUCGUCAUCAUCAUCGUCGUCCAUCUCGACAUUUUGUGUGACAAAGAUUGCACUUGAUGAUGAGAUAAUUCGUUUUGAUUGCAGCCAACGUCUUCAUCGCGACAGCAGCAACAGUGGCGGCUACAGCAGCGGUGGUCAGCGCUUUCAAAAUAAAUUUAAUCUUUUUCAGGAGAGAAAUUUUCAGCGCCAGCAACAACCACAACAACGACUCAAUGACCUUCAUUGCCAACUGCAGCAACGACAUAUUCCUGUAAGUUUUCAAAAUCAUCAAACUCAAUUUGAGAUUCGAAACUUGCCAAAACAACAACAACAUCAUAACGUACAACAACAACAGCACCAUCCAAACUUUAAAAGCCAACAACAACAACAAAUGCAACAACAACAAAUGCAACAACAACAGCGCCCACCAAUUCGUCUCCGCGAAAGUUAUUUGAAUAUUAGGCAAAACCUGAUGACGCAAUUUGAUGAAGAAGACGACGAUGAUGAUGGUGACGAUGAUGGUGGUGAUGCUGAUGAUGAUUUUUCAGCUGAAAAUAAAGAUAAAAUUUCUAAUGAAUAUUUAAAUUUUCAUGACGAUAAAAACCACCACGACAUCUUCAAAAACAUCAAUUACAUCAACGAAAAAGCAAACGCCAGUUGCAGCGUAACUGCGAAUUACAACAACAUAAUAUUUAGCGUUGCUAGCAACAACAACAACAUCAACAACAACAACAAUUACAUCAAUUACAACAACAACGAAAACAUCAAAAACAAUUACUACAAAAACAACAACAAUAACAACAUCCAUUGCAACAACAACAAUUACACCAAUUACAACAACAACAGUUACAUCAAUUACAACAACAACAACAACAUCAUCAAUGAUAACAACAAUCACACGAACUCAGUGAGCAAAAACCGGACAGAACAUUCGGAUGAGAUUUUAGACAACCAGGUAAAUGAGGUAAUUGAAAACCAGUCACAAAUGAAAGAGCUGCAAUUAUCAACAUCAAAAUCUUUACUUACGCUGUCAACAAUAACUACAACAACAACUACAACAACAAUUAAAUCACAAUUAUCAACAAAUACAUUAAAUACAUUAACAACUACCAUCUCAUCAACGGUUACACCAUCAGCAGUAGCAUUAACAACAACAACAUCGUCAUCAACAACAAAAACAACAAAAACGUCAGCCAUAACAACAUCUACAACAAUAUCAACAGAAUCAUCAACAUUCAUAGAUAGCGAAUGCGGCUUAAAAGACAUUUAUUCAGAUUCUAAUCUAGCCUAUGUAUCUGGUAUUAAAGACCAUACCAACAAAAUCAACACUAAAUUUCUGCAAAGAAACACAAACAACAACAACGAAAACAACAUGAACAGCAACAUCAACAACAACAUGAACAACAACAACAAUGACGAUGACAAUAAUACGUCUAUUAAUCCAAACUUCCACCCAUCUUGUUUUUCUCUCGGCCGUCCCAAGCCGGAAGUGAAUGACGUCACGUCAACGAUGAUUCUGACUGAUGGUGAUGAUAUGUUGCUUACAUGUUGA
Helobdella robusta is the source of this 3033-nucleotide messenger RNA. RefSeq lists its product as hypothetical. Lineage: Eukaryota; Metazoa; Annelida; Clitellata; Rhynchobdellida; Glossiphoniidae. The record is from RefSeq and is a predicted model, not a curated record. Bases 1 to 3033 code for a protein of 1010 amino acids. The transcript has a single exon.